AUGAUACUUUUAGAGCCAGAGAACGUAAUUAUUAAGAAAAUCUUCAAUGAGAAGCUUAUCAAGCCAACAUCUGUGGAUCAGACAUUCGUCGACUUUGACGGCGUUAGAUACCACGUAUUCACACCAAAUAACAAAGUAAAGACUGAGCUCAUCUUAUCCAUUUCCCUGGCUUGCUGGUCAGAAUUGGAAUCAUUUGGGGCGUAUGAUGUACUUUUGCAGCACUACGGCAGCAGUCUGGCUAAAGGUUUAGAGGCUGGAUACGACGUUUCGAUUCAAAUCGAUUUAAAUCAAAUUCCUUCAGAUCCAGAGCAGCGUGAUGGUUUCAUCAACAACCUCUCCCUCCUCAAAAGAAACGCAAUGAGCGCUCCAUUCUUACAAGCAUUUCAAACUCAGAAGCAACUCGAGGGCAUGCAAGUUCCAACGGAUGGCUCACCAGCUCCUCAGGGUCCUUUACUCGAAAUACAUUACAGAAAUCAGGAGGCUAUAUACAUUCAAGCCGGUAUCGAUAGGGUCACCGUCAUCUUCUCCACCGUAUUCCAAGAAGAGACAGACAAAAUCUUUGGCAGAGUAUUUUUGCAGGAGUUUGUCGACGCUAGGAAGUUACCAUCGAUUCAAACAGCUCCUCAAGUUCUUUACUCAACGAGGGAACCUCCCCUUGAAAUACGUCACUUGCCAAACUUGAUUAAAUCUGACGACGUCGGCUACGUAACGUUUGUCCUCUUCCCGCGUCAUUUCUCCAAUCAACACGUCGCUGCAUCAACGAUAAGUCGUAUACAACUCUUUAGAAACUACCUCCACUAUCACAUCAAAUGCUCAAAAGCUUACAUGCACUCUAGAAUGCGUACAAGAGUCGCUGACUUUUUGAAAAUUCUCAACAGAGCCAAACUCGAUAAGAGCGAAUCUGAGCGCAAAACAAUUACCGGACGUACCUUCAGGUCACGUUAA
Wallemia ichthyophaga EXF-994 is the source of this 945-nucleotide messenger RNA. Its product is annotated as Actin-related protein 2/3 complex subunit 2. Gene Ontology annotation, cellular component: Arp2/3 protein complex; actin cytoskeleton. The transcript is spliced from 3 exons. Gene Ontology annotation, molecular function: structural constituent of cytoskeleton; actin filament binding. The coding region runs from base 1 to 945 and encodes 314 amino acids. Gene Ontology annotation, biological process: actin filament polymerization; Arp2/3 complex-mediated actin nucleation. The record is from RefSeq and is a predicted model, not a curated record. NCBI's taxonomy places the organism in Eukaryota, Fungi, Basidiomycota, Wallemiomycetes, Wallemiales, Wallemiaceae.